CCCCCCCCCCCCCCCCUUCUCCUCUCUUCCCACCGGAUUGCGAGCCUCAGCCAGCCAGGCAGCAACAGCGCUCUGGCAAACGUAAGAGAUCUCAGCUGGCAGCACAGAGAGUCUCUCGUGUUGUAGGAUAUCAAUAGAUACAUCUUUGCAUUAUAUACCGUUAGACACGCGCGCGCGCACCGACUCGCACGCACGCACACAUCUAUGCACGGCUCUUCAGACUCUGGCUUUAAUACAAGUAUGUGGCUACCUGAACUAAGGAAUCAAAAUUACCGAGAUGCAAGAACUCCUCCAGCUCUGAAACUACUCUUAUUAUAGGGUCAUCCUGUCAUUCCUGCAAACACUAAUCAAUCAUGGGAUUUGAAGUUAAUACUACUAAAUAAAUGAAUUGCUUAAUCUCCUAUGACCAUCUAUACAUACUUCAUCUUCACAAAGCUUAUCAAUUUUAUGUCAUCAAGGACAGAGUGACCUUCAUUUCCACAAAAUGCCUCUUACUACUGGACAAGUUGGUUACAAAUUUAUCACUUAUCCUCAGGAAGAAAGUCCUUCGCGAUCAUCAUUUGACAAAUGCAAGUGUGUGUUUUAUCAAUUGACCAGGUCAUACUGAAUUCCAAAACCAUAAUUGUGGAAUACUAAAGGGUCUGUUACUUUUCUGAACAUUUGAGCUAAGAUGAAGGACAUGCAACUCAAAAUUAAUUUUCUACUUGGCCUAGUUAUCACUGCACUAGUACAAGCUGUAGAAAAAAAAGCAGACUGCCCAGAGUCAUGUAUAUGUGAGAUCAGACCAUGGUUCACACCCAGGUCUGUGUAUAUGGAGGCUCCAACAGUGGACUGUAAUGAUUUAGGCCUUUUUAAUUUUCCAGCCAGACUGCCUGCCGACACACAAGUUCUACUUCUACAGACUAAUAAUAUUGCAAAAAUUGAACAUUCAGUAGACUUCCCAGUAAAUUUAACUGGUCUAGAUUUAUCUCAGAACAAUUUAUCCUCAGUGACCAGUAUUAAUCUUAGAAAGAUACCACAGUUGCUUUCAGUAUACCUUGAAGAAAACAAACUUACUGAACUCCCUGAAGAAUGUCUCUCUGGACUCUACAAUUUACAGGAGCUUUAUAUUAAUCAUAAUCUGCUUUCUGUGAUUGCACCAGGAGCUUUCAUAGGCCUCAGUAAUCUUCUCAGACUUCAUCUUAAUUCAAAUGGUCUGCAAAUGAUCAACAGGAAGUGGUUUGAAGCUACUCCUAAUCUUGAAAUUCUCAUGAUUGGAGAAAACCCAAUAAUCAGAAUUGAAGAUAUGAACUUUAAGCCUCUUAUCAAUCUGCGCAGCCUAGUUUUAGCAGGCAUAAAUCUCACUGAAAUACCAGAUAAUGCUUUGGUUGGGCUUGACAAUUUAGAAAGCAUCUCCUUUUAUGACAACAGAUUUGUAAGAGUGCCCCACAUCGCUCUUCAAAAGGCUGCAAAUCUUAAAUUUCUGGAUCUAAAUAAGAAUCCCAUUAACAGAAUACGACGAGGAGAUUUUAGCAAUAUGCUGCAUCUAAAAGAGUUAGGAAUUAAUAACAUGCCUGAACUGAUUUCUAUAGAUAGUCUUGCUGUUGAUAAUUUACCAGAUUUAAGAAAAAUAGAAGCUACCAAUAACCCCAGAUUAUCAUACAUUCAUCCAAACGCAUUCUACAGACUUCCCAAGCUGGAAUCGCUCAUGCUCAACAGCAACGCGCUGAGUGCCCUGUACCGAAGUACCAUAGAAUCCUUGCCUAACCUCAAAGAAGUUAGUAUACACAGCAAUCCCAUUAGAUGUGAUUGUGUCAUCCGCUGGAUUAACAUGAAUAAAACAAACAUUCGCUUCAUGGAGCCGGAGUCCCUGUUUUGUGUAGACCCUCCUGAGUUCCAAGGCCAGAACGUGCGACAGAUACACUUCCGGGAAAUGAUGGAAAUCUGUCUCCCCCUGAUAGCUCCGGAAAGUUUUCCAUCCACUCUGGACUUAAAAACUGGCAGCCAUAUUUCCUUACACUGCAGAGCAACGGCAGAACCAGAACCUGAAAUCUACUGGAUAACACCAUCAGGGCACAAACUUUUGCCUAAUACUAUUUCUAAUAAAUACUACAUUCAUUCCGAAGGAACAUUAGACAUAAGCGAUGUAACACAAAAAGAAAGUGGCUUAUACACCUGUAUAGCAACGAAUUUAGUUGGGGCAGACCUAAAGUCAGUCAUGAUUAAAGUGGACGGCUCUUUUCCUCAGGACAGCAAUGGAUCUUUGAAUAUUAAAAUAAAAGAUAUAAAAUCUAAUUCUGUUUUGGUUUCAUGGAAAGCAAGUUCUAAAAUUCUGAAGUCCAGUGUUAGAUGGACAGCCUUUCUGAAAGCUGAAAACUCUCAGGCUGCACAGAGCGCUCGAAUACCAUCUGAUAUAAAGGUAUAUAAUCUUACACAUCUAAAUCCAUCAACCGAAUACAAAAUUUGUAUAGAUAUUCCCACUAUCUAUUCACAGAAUAAGAAACAAUGUGUCAACGUAACCACAAAAGGACUGGACUUGGCAGUGAAAGGCUAUGAAAAAACCAACAUAAUAGGAUUCCUUGCCUGCCUUGGUUCUCUUUUGGGAAUCAUCUCUGUGAUAUAUCUCUACAGCUGCCUCUCACGAGAGAUGAACUAUGACGUUGGACACAGCUAUCUAAAGAAUUACCUGAAGAAACAAUCCUUUUCACUCAAUGAGCUUUAUCCUCCUCUAAUCAGUCUUUGGGACAUGGGCAAAGAAAAAAGCACAGCAAUGGAAGUAAAAGCAACUGUUAUAGGUGUGCCAACCAAUAUGUCAUAAAUAUGUCAUUAUAUCACUUAAUUUCUGAAAUAAAAAGCACAUGACUGCAUUUGUGCUAAAUAAAAAGGCAACAAGAAAAAGUAUUUCUUUUAGGAACUAGAUGCCUGGACUUUGCUGCUGCCGACAAAUGGGAAUAUAUACUGACUCAGCAUAAGAGAAGAAUUUUAACUAACUGGCUUCUAAAGGUAUUCUACCAACCAAAUACAAUUAACUUCAUUUUCUAGAACUUUCAUGGGACUUUUAAGUCUGGAAUACAGUGCAAGUAGCCAAGAACAUUUUCUGUAUUUUUUUUUUAAUUAUUAUAUAAAAGUAGUGGAACUGAGCAAUACCUCCUCCUGUGCUGUAUUACACACACUAGCCACGAGUUUUUGCAGUGAACAGAUAUACUAGGAUUGACACAUGGUGUAAUGAAAUGGACAAAUUCUGUAGAGUAGACACAGUGAGUAUGUGAAUUUUUUUUAUGAGGAAAAUACAUUUUUGAUUAAAAUCAAAA
Messenger RNA from Aquila chrysaetos chrysaetos, 3290 nucleotides. RefSeq names its product leucine rich repeat neuronal 3 (gene LRRN3). Lineage: Eukaryota; Metazoa; Chordata; Aves; Accipitriformes; Accipitridae. The record is from RefSeq and is a predicted model, not a curated record. The transcript is spliced from 2 exons. The coding region runs from base 671 to 2797 and encodes 708 amino acids. Gene Ontology annotation, molecular function: protein binding.